This is a messenger RNA of Drosophila grimshawi, 701 nucleotides long. RefSeq names its product glycine-rich protein 3. NCBI's taxonomy places the organism in Eukaryota, Metazoa, Arthropoda, Insecta, Diptera, Drosophilidae. The transcript is spliced from 2 exons. Bases 65 to 397 code for a protein of 110 amino acids. The record is from RefSeq and is a predicted model, not a curated record.
UGGCAUUAUUUGCACCACACCACACCAAAAGAAGCAACUAGCAUCCACAAGUAAUCCAACAAAAAUGUACAAUUUGCGUUUCAUUUGCCUGCUGCUGUCCUGCACCUUCAUCUGCCUGCUCGUUGGUGGCAGUGAGGCAGCGCCACGUCCACAGGAGGAGCCGGCUGUUAGUGAGCUGGAGGCGGACGCGUCCGACAAGGAUUUGGAAGGCGCAGCAUCUUAUGGCUACGGCUACUACUCAUCGCCCUAUCUGGGCGGUGGCUAUUAUGGUGGCUUUGGAGGCUUUGGUGGCUACUGGCCCCACUACAGUGGCAGCUACUACGGCCUGGGCUAUCCCUACUACGGCGGCUACUAUGGAUCGCAUCAUCAUCAUGGACACUAUGGACACUAUUAUUAAAUCGUUGUUCAACUUACUCCUCAUCUUGAACUAGACUAGUAGUUUGCACUCUAGCCUCAAUUUAAGUGCGCAAGGAUAAUUGCUUUAAUUAAGCAACAAAAUCACAAAAAAAAAGUAACUUGACGACUACACAGAUAUGCAAAACUAUAAAAGAAGAUAGAAUGAAAACGUAUUAUACAUUUAUAAUUAGUAUUAGAGCUCAUAAAAACUUAGCAAAGAUGUUCGGCGAAAAAAUCGCUGAUAUUAAUCACAAAACAUGUUCAAAAAUGUAAAAUUAGUUUGGCAAAUAUAACCUGAAUGGGAC